GUCUUUGAGGUUAUGUCUGUUUGUUUUGUUUUUUCUUCUCCACGAGUUUUUCCAAGUUUUUCCUGUAAAAUAUUUAUUUUAAUUGGAAAUGGGGGGCCGGGGCAGAGGACGAGGAACUUCCUCCUUCACCCAUGAGCAGCUUCAAACUCUAGGAUGCAUAGGGAAGGAUCUACAGACAAUUGAUCGAACCCUGGUGCCACCUCCAAUCUUCCCAAUGCUACCAACUAAGCCCGUAGCCUUGGAUAACUCUUCAGAGAGGCAGUACAAGGUUCUGUGGAAGGAGGAUUUUAUUGGUUACCUCAGGGAUUCACCGUAUUUCACCAAAAUAAAAACCCCGGAGCAGAAAGUUCAGAGAUACUCUGAUGCCUACAUUGAUGCUCUGGAAAAUCCCUCAAAGACACGACAGAAGGGAGAAUUCCUCUGGGACACAAUGCCCCCGGAAUUGCGACCAAGUGGGAAGAAGCUGAAGCGUGAAGCACUCACGGGGACAUCUCUGGGUGCCCCAAAGAAGGCAAAAGCCGUGGAUAUUGUUGAGAAGUUGAAUAAGCUGGAGAAAAUGGAACAAGUGACGGAAAAGACGAAAAUUAAGCAAGAACCGGAGAGUGAUAAUGAGAAUGCCGAUGAGGAGGAGGGUGAUGCUGAAGAUUACGACGAAGAAAUGGACGAUGAGAAUGACUACGGGAAUAGUUACUUCGACAACGGGGAGGCAUUCAAUGAGGAAGAUGAUAAUCUCGAUGAUGGGCCUGUUUACUGAACAAGUUCCGGAUGAUUCCUCAAAAUUAAUUAUUUUUAUAAUAAAAUAAAUAAAUAAUUUAUUAAAAAAAA
Molecule: messenger RNA, 825 nt
Organism: Lutzomyia longipalpis
Lineage: Eukaryota; Metazoa; Arthropoda; Insecta; Diptera; Psychodidae
Gene: Polr3G
Product: DNA-directed RNA polymerase III subunit RPC7-like
Exons: 3
Coding region: 89-754 (221 amino acids)
Biological process (GO): transcription by RNA polymerase III
Cellular component (GO): RNA polymerase III complex
Source: RefSeq, a predicted model, not a curated record